AUGGACGCGGCCAACGGGGCCGUGCCCGAGGGCGCGGCGGAGCAGCCCCGCGGCCCCGCGGCCGCCCCGUCGGGCAGGAAGGAGGUGAAGGUGGUGAUCGUGGGCGACGGAGGCUGCGGGAAGACGUCGCUGCUGAUGGUGUACGCCAAGGGCUCCUUCCCCGAGCAAUACGCGCCCUCUGUUUUUGAGAAGUACACGACGAGUGUGACGGUGGGGAAGAAGGAGGUCACCCUGAACCUGUACGACACCGCAGGGCAGGAGGACUACGACCGGCUGCGGCCCCUUUCCUACCAGAACACCAACGUGGUGUUAAUUUGUUACGAUGUCAUGAACCCCACCAGCUAUGAUAAUGUAGCAGCCAAGUGGUACCCUGAGGUGAAUCACUUCUGCCGGGGCGUCCCGCUGGUGCUGAUCGGCUGCAAGACCGACCUGCGCAAGGACAAGGAGCAGCUGCGCCGCCUCAGGGCUGCCAGGCAGGAGCCCAUCACCUACAACCAGGGUGAGGCAGCUUGCAAGGAGAUUAAUGCACAAAUUUACCUGGAAUGCUCAGCAAAAUGUCGUGAGAACAUAGAAAAUGUUUUUAAAGAAGCCACAACCAUUGCACUGAGUGCCAUGAAGAAAGCCAAGGGCCACAGGAAACGGAAAGUGUGCUCAGUGUUAUGAUCUGGACUGCACGAGAGCCAAGUGAUUCAGAUUUCAUACAAGUUUCACUUUAAAAACUUUUUUGAAAACAUGUUUGUAUUCCUAGGAUAAUUUUUAUUUUGAAAUUUUAAUUAUUUUUAGUAUUUUUGCACUUUUGUUAUACUGUUCUCACAGAAUUUUCAAAGCUGUUUAUCACAGUUAACUCAUGCUGUGUGCCUUCACCCAUCUGGCUUUUGCUUCUAAGUGUGAACAACUCACUAUUUAAACUGCAAUGAACAGCAACUGCUACUAUAGAACUUAGUGUUGGAGUUUUUCUUCCUCUGCAAAAUAAUUGUGGCAUCUUAGAACUACCAUUUACUGCCUUUUUCCAGUAGUAAACUCACAUCUUUCAGCAGCAAUGUUAAAGCAGCUUAUCAGGCAGAAGAAGAGACAGAAGAAGUUUUAUAUUAAAAUUUUCAAGUUAAUUUCUUGGUGGCAAUGGCAGGAGUUGGCCUCAAGCUGCCCCCUGAGUGCACAUGGAACAUCCACCACCCCCUGGAGCAGCUCUACAGACCUGCACCUCAGAGUUCUUCAAGGCCUGCUGCUGGAAUGGAAAGUGGAAAUACAUUUAGCAGUGGAAAUACAUCAGUUGCUCCAAUUAAAUAAUGGAGUGUCAUGGGAAACAGUUAAUUUACAGCACUCAAAUUUAGAAGUACUCCAAGCAGCUACUACAUGCAAUGUUAAGUCAAUCUUGUGAUAAACAUUUACAGCCUAUUUAAUACAAAACAGAUGCAAAUCCUGGUGCACACUGGAGGAAAAAUUCAUUCACUUGUGAAAUCAUCUCUGCUGGUACAAAUUAAAAUUUUCCCUUUUGUGAUGAAGGUGUCAGUUGUCUAAGGAUCAGGGAGGCUCCCACUGCACACCCUGGUCCAUGUGCCUCCUAUCUCCUGGUUCUCACUGAGAUCUCAGACUGCAGGAACAAUCCUUAGUUUGCACUCAUCAAAAACCAAACCUGAGGGGGGAAAUGAGGUUCCUGCAGUACAGCUGUUGCUGAAAGCUUUCUGUGUAAGGCAAACUGUACAUGACCAGCUGGUGCAAACCUGUUUUGGAGCAAGCCACCAUUAUUAUUUUACAUGCAGGUAAACAGGUCUUGACCCUUGAAAAAUAUUUUUCUUUUUUUUUUUCCUAACUUGUUUUGAUUUAAUUAAGGUUUUUGAAUACUUAUGAGCCUAAAAUGGGAAAUUAAAUUAAUUGGAAAUUUGUACACAUCCUUGACUAUAGAAAAACCUUGAAGAAUUGUGCAGCCUUUUCUCCACUUGUCACUAAAAGAA
This is a messenger RNA of Melospiza georgiana, 1952 nucleotides long. It is a transcript of the gene RHOF, whose product is annotated as ras homolog family member F, filopodia associated. The record is from RefSeq and is a predicted model, not a curated record. Gene Ontology annotation, molecular function: GTP binding; GTPase activity. The transcript is spliced from 5 exons. The coding region runs from base 1 to 663 and encodes 220 amino acids. Gene Ontology annotation, biological process: small GTPase-mediated signal transduction; cell migration. Lineage: Eukaryota; Metazoa; Chordata; Aves; Passeriformes; Passerellidae.